AUGAAUACAGAUGGUCACCACAAGCUGUCAUUUGUCAUUUGUCAUAUCAGUAAUCGAACUAACACUAGUACUUUUUGGAUAAGUUGCUUUUAUUGUAUUCUGUUCAUUUUCUUCCAGCGAGCCCUGAAAACUCCUGUACAUGGUGACUGUCAGAUAUGUGGGCAGCCAGGUCAUGGAAGCCAUUUUGGAGUGCUAGCCUGCAGGGCCUGCGCUGCCUUUUUCAGAAGAACGGUAGUGAUGAACCGUCAGUACUCUUGCCGUCGAGCAAAUGGCUCGUGCCAAAUCUCUAAGGAUGAACGAUAUCUCUGCCGACUAUGUCGCUAUAACAAAUGUCUAGCACUGGGCAUGACUCCGGACAGUAAGUUUGAUUCGAAAUGCAUUGAUCACUUUUGUUUUGAAUCAUCCCACUCAUUCGACAGCCCACUGAAAGUCGGUAUUUUACCUGAGAGAGAGCGCGGAAGAGAUCCAAGACAUGCUCCAAAGAUCAUCCUGAUCUGCAUCUGCAGCGGCUUUUGU
Molecule: messenger RNA, 516 nt
Organism: Haemonchus placei
Lineage: Eukaryota; Metazoa; Nematoda; Chromadorea; Rhabditida; Trichostrongylidae
Source: the annotation of a GenBank genome assembly